Dreissena polymorpha is the source of this 1263-nucleotide messenger RNA. Its product is annotated as serine protease 41-like. Lineage: Eukaryota; Metazoa; Mollusca; Bivalvia; Myida; Dreissenidae. The record is from RefSeq and is a predicted model, not a curated record. Gene Ontology annotation, molecular function: serine-type endopeptidase activity. Gene Ontology annotation, biological process: proteolysis. Bases 105 to 1154 code for a protein of 349 amino acids. The transcript is spliced from 8 exons.
CACCUCGAUAUAGAGAUAUAUUUAUUUAUGGCAAUUCAUGACACCCUCGAAUGACCUAUGGAGAUAAGAUUUGAAAUUGCUUGUUCCAAAGCAAGACUAACAGAAUGAUGUUCACAUUGAUUUACAUUUGUGUUUUAUCCUUGUGUGUGGAUACUGCUCGCUCUACAGUAUGUCAUGAUCAGUACAAGGGCUCGUGCAUCGACAAACGGUACAGUUCUUGCCUCACGGGUCAGUAUUAUGUGCUAAGUGGCUGCGGGGCGGAUGAGAUGUGCUGUUACCCGGGAAAGGUUACGCAACUGGUUCCCGCCAUUAGACCCAACCAAUGCGGGUUGAGCACUCCUCAGUCGGCACAACACACCAACAAGAUAGUGGGAGGUACAGUGGCCAGCCCCGGAGAGUACCCCUGGCAGGUAUCCUUGCGCAACUUCGGCAGCCACGUGUGCGGAGGAAUACUGAUAGAUAAGGACUGGGUGCUGACCGCAGCGCACUGCUUCCGAGAAAACCACAACCCUCACGCGUGGACGGUGGUGGUGGGGGAGAAUGACCGAGCCUUUGUCGAGGGACAGGAGAAAAUCAUACAGGUCGACACGCUGUUUGUACACAGAAACUUCGAACCAGUGAACUAUGUAGACGACAUCGCAAUGAUGAAACUUUCGGAAGAAGUUGACGUCACCGCCUACGUGCGACCCGUUUGUCUCCCGCCUGCCGAAAGUAAUUUCACUCUCCAGACGUGCGUCAUCACCGGCUGGGGUGCUGCAUUUACUGGUGGUCACGGCACGCAUGCGCUGUACAAAGCGAACAUCCCAGUUCUUGCCCAGUCUGUCUGUACGUAUCUACUGGACCGGACAAUCCCAAACACCAUGAUAUGUGCCGGCUUCAAGCAGGGAGGCGUGGACACGUGUCAGGGUGACAGUGGCGGUCCGCUGGUGUGUGAUGUUGGCGGGGUGUAUCAGGUGGCCGGGAUCGUCUCGUGGGGCUACUCUUGCGCAGAGCAAUACACGCCCGGCGUCUACACCAACGUCCCCGUCUACAUCGACUGGAUCCACUCCGUGCUCACAGCGUACGACCCCCAAUCGCCGGUGCUGGCCGCCUCGCAUCAUGCGUCCGCCCUCUUUGGGCGGCGGGAGACCGAGGAAUUCCGGAUGUAUCGCUGAACGUCAGCUUUCGCGUCUCAAUGCGCCCUGAUCAUUUGUGUCUGACUCUUCGAUAAAUUUAAUAAAUACAAAUGUUUUGUUCCAAUAGAAAUAAAGAGCAGCCUUUUUA